Molecule: messenger RNA, 1240 nt
Organism: Gigantopelta aegis
Lineage: Eukaryota; Metazoa; Mollusca; Gastropoda; Neomphalida; Peltospiridae
Product: mediator of RNA polymerase II transcription subunit 18-like
Exons: 7
Coding region: 205-843 (212 amino acids)
Biological process (GO): termination of RNA polymerase II transcription; regulation of transcription by RNA polymerase II
Cellular component (GO): mediator complex; core mediator complex
Molecular function (GO): transcription coregulator activity
Source: RefSeq, a predicted model, not a curated record
AUUAUUUCCAUAGUAGAUUCAAGUCCAAAUGAGGUCGACACAUCAGGAGUUCGGCAAUGUUUGGAAUAUACUGCUUCCUGCUUGAGGAUUCGGUGCUCUACUGGGCUACACUUCAGAAUUUAUGACGGAGAUGGCAGUUUUGGCGCAAAGGACCUCGUAGACAUUGCCACUAUUGACGAUUUGGAACUUGAAUUUGUAUUGAAGAUGGAGAGUACGUUUAGUAUUGGGUUGAAGUACAACAUCGCCCCCCAUCAAGAGUAUCUCCUCCAAGGCACCAUCAUCGACUCUCACCGAGAGAUUCUACUGCAUCGACUACGGGGACUGUGCGACAACACGGACAGCAACCUACAGAGCUUCAGUGACCAUGAGAUGGUGUUCACACUGCGUGGCCCAGUAGCUCAACCAACCAACUUUGUAUUGUUUCGUGUGAGGCGAGCCCUUGACACACCUGAUGCUGCGUACCACAUACGAUAUCUAGGACAACCAGAAAUUGGGAACAGACCAACCCUAGUGCGAGCAUGCUUUGAUGUUGCUUGUUCAGACAAUGUUGUCCAGUUUCUUAAUGAAAUGGGAUUCAGGUUAGAUCAUGAAUAUGUGAUUCAGGGACAUUUUUUUCACAAAGGACGGAUGAAAGUAACAGUUUCUAAGAUUUUCAGGAUGCUGCAGCCGGAGAAGACUGACAUGUCGAACCUGGAGCCGUUGUCGCCGUCUCACCUGGUGGAGCUGAGCGUGGUGGCGCCCGCCGGGCAGGACAAGAUUGGGGAGGAUAUGAAGAAUUUUGCCGAGCAGUUGAAACCACUAGUACAGCUGGACAAGAUCGAUCCCAAGAAAAUUCCACAGUGAAGUAGGAUUCCAUACUGCACCUUGGAGUGGGGAAAAGAAGCUGAUUGGACCAGUGUGGAUAAUAUGAUGUCCGUUCUGGUGAAGUGGAGAACAGGCAGUGGAAGACGAUUUAACAAUACAGACUGAUGAUGAGUGAUGAGGCAACGUCAGUAGCUGUUCAAGAUGGUUGUACAAAGAAUGGAGAAAUUGAUGUCCGUCAGAUAUUAAAUAGAUCGGUUUCAGUGCAAUGCCAGAUUGUCAUAUAUGUCAAAUAAACCAGAACCGGCAAGAAAAGUGGGGAGAAAAGUAGAAACAGCUUUUCGUGGCUAAAGUUACUACCCUAUUGUCAAAUGCAAGAAUAUUUUGUGUUAUAUUGACAAAUUUAUUAUGCCAUUCUACAAUAAACAGAUUUCUUCAA